Molecule: messenger RNA, 1100 nt
Organism: Vitis vinifera (wine grape)
Lineage: Eukaryota; Viridiplantae; Streptophyta; Magnoliopsida; Vitales; Vitaceae
Exons: 3
Coding region: 353-925 (190 amino acids)
Source: RefSeq, a predicted model, not a curated record
UUUGUGUGCUCCACAAACUCAAGUGAGUGAGGGAGCGAGUGAGGAGUGUAGUAACUAACUACCCGUGCUCUGUCCAUUGGGCCUCGUACCUCUUCUCUCUCUCUCAUAUCUUCCCUCUCUCACUGCCUCCGUCUGCCAACUGUACCAUCAUUCAUCAACGGCUCUCCUUGAAAGUGAGCCCUCACCCUCACCCUUGCCUCUCCUCGCUUUACACCACACUACCCUCAGAUCUGCGUACGUCCAUUCUCACCUACGACCUCUCCUUCUUCUUCUCUCUUUCCAACUUUUCAUUUUCUUCUGCUUUCUCCCUCUGCUCGCACCUUAUUUUUCUGGUCAGGUCGAGUCCGUACAAAUGGAGAUCAAAUUGAGUCUGGUUGAGGCGAUGGUCAACCCGGGUUUGUUAACGUGCGCUCGAGAAGCCCUCGCUACUUUGCUGACCUAUGCUUUGUUUCAGGUUCCUUUUGGGCUGUUAACAAAUAAUAAAACCAAACCUAAAGGAGAUUAUCACAGAGAAAGCCAAUCCAAGCUGGUUGAUGCUGAGGCAGGAGAUGGAGAUGAAGGUAACAACAAUGAUGAUGAUGGAGAUGGUGGCUUUGGAGAAGGUGAAGAGGAGCUAUCUUCCGAAGAGGGAGAGGGCUAUGGCAAAAAUCCCACCAGCAACAAUGGCAAUUCCAAGAAAGGGACUGGAGAAGGGGCUGGUGGCGCAGGAGAAGAGAAUGGAGAAGAUGACGAGGAAGAAGAUGGUGAUGACCAUAAUGAGGAUGAUGACAAUGAUGACGAUGAUGACAACAACAAUGAAGAAGACAAUGAGGAUGAAGGUGGAGACGAGGAAGAGGAAGAAAUUCUAGAGGAAGAGAAGCCAGAGGAGGAUGAAGAGGAUGAAGAAGAAGAAGCCCUCCAGCCUCCAAAGAAGAGGAAGAAGUGAAAAAUGGAAAAGUAGGAAAUGCCUGUUUAAUUGCUUUUAACUACGAUGAGACGCAGCUCUUUAACCGUAUCUUAUUUAGCUUAUUGGGCAUAACUGCUUGCGUAUGCAUGUUUUAACUCGGAAACAUCAGUUAUUAGCCAACUGAGCUAAUGAAUUCUCACUUUGGCCACUUCAA